CUGUGAUGAUCAUUCUUUUCCAGUGCAGUUUCCAGUGUGGGUGCAUUGAACGUGGUGCUGCUGGUGCUACUAGUGAUGUCUGGGUUAAUAGCUCGUUAAAGACUGAAAGUUAUUUUUUUCAAAGUAUGUAAAACUGUUGUAAAAUCUGUUUUACUGUCGACACCCCGUUCGAAUCAGUUGAUUCAUUUGUAUACCUAAUUCGCCAAAGAGAGUUUGUUUACUGGGUGAAUUUGUGUUGGUUUGUUUUUAGAAGAGAGACCAGAGAAGAGUUGUCUUGAAUACGAAUUUUACCGUUUGGCGAGUCGGUUGUUAAAUUUGAUUUUACUUUUCGCAUUUACGACAGAAACUGUUGAAUAAGGAGGUGAAAGUAUUUAGCAAGCAGAUACAUACAUAGUCGCACAAAAUACUGUGCAGGACAUGAAAGUGAAAUAAGUAACUCGAAAUCGAACAGUUGUAGAAAUCAGUUGCGAAACUUCUCCUGCAAAAAUAUUCUAAGAAUGACUCAGCAAAAUCAGUCAUAAUUUUAUAAAUUCGCAAAGACAAGUUAUUAUGGAGCGAGACAACGAAUUCCAACUUUUGAAGUUGAAAGUAGCGUCUGAAAUUGUGCGGAGUAGUCAAUCCGUGGUUGCCUUCUCCAGAGCCUUUUAUUUGGAAGAGGUGCUGAUCGACAAGAUUGGAAGUGAGGUCAAAGACUUGAAGUCUGAAUUUACCCAGCUGCAAAAGAAGAUUGAUGAUCUCCUUAAAACAGCUCAUUUGGAGGAUAACAUCGUUACCGAGACCAAUUUGAGACUACUUUGCUCAACCAUCCAGUCCGAAUUGGAUGGACAUUUUAAUGGAAAUGGGGACGAUGCUUUUCAAGAGUUUGAAAAAAGAGUAAUGCACGCGGAAGCGAGGCGACAGGCCAAAAGUUCACUUCUCCAACAAUUAUCCAGCAACGAACUCAUGACUAAAUUCGAGACGUUGACGCUGGCUGACCUGAGGCAAAUUCAUAUUCCUGAAUUUUCAUGCUUCAUAAACGAGUCGGAUUUUGGACAGCUGGAGCAACUGAAUCAAGAGUGGAGUCAAUUUAGAAAAGACUUGAUUACUAUUUUAAAGUCGGGACUGGAUAAAAUUGAGAUUUUUCGCAUUAAUGAUCUCUCCUCGUACAGACGAUUACACCAACAUCAAAAACACGCUCACCAUCAAGGAGAUGGUUCAACAAGGUCAUGUUCCGUGUCGGACUUGACCAUGAAAAACUUUAACGGAAAAGUCGAACAGGACUCUCUCGACGAGAUUGGAAAGACAUUUGCCAACCGGAGUGGAAAUGUGUUGCGAAAAUUUUCGUCCUUAUUGAGAAGAGGAAACCGCAAAAGUAAAACAUUGUCUCAUGAUUCCUUCGAUGAAUCUGGCGAACCCUGAAUUGCUGAGAUGCAAUAUCUCAUUUAUCUUGAAGAAGUGAAACCUUAAAUUAUCUUACUGUAUGUAAAAGCUGGAGAUUUAAUAAAUGAAAGACAUGAUUUUUAUAACACUUAAA
Molecule: messenger RNA, 1513 nt
Organism: Folsomia candida
Lineage: Eukaryota; Metazoa; Arthropoda; Collembola; Entomobryomorpha; Isotomidae
Exons: 5
Coding region: 550-1398 (282 amino acids)
Source: RefSeq, a predicted model, not a curated record